AUGAGUUGGGAGUCUAAGCAAGCAAGCUGGAGAGCUAUGUUGGAAGCUGUGAUGUCGGACAAUGAAGACAACGUUGCCGUCGAAAGUGAUGCCAGCAUCGAUGAUGAUUACGUUGAAGAAUCUGAUCAUGAUUCAAUGUCAGAGCAGAAUGCUUCAUUGUCAGAAGAAUCUGAGGCAGAAGAGACUGAAACUCAGGAGCGCUUCUUCUUAGCUAAGGAUAAAAUAACUAAGUGGUUCAAAGUAAAGGGACGUACUGCAGUAAGAACCCGUUCUCAAAAUAUAAUGUCUGAAGCUCCAGGUCCAAAAGGUAUGGCUAAGUUUUCUAAAUCUCCACUUGAGUGUUUUCAACUUUAUGUUACCGAUGAUAUGAUAGCAGAGAUAACCACUUGCACAAAUACGUAUAUUGAGAAAAUUAGCAGUAAAUACGCACGUGAAAGAGAUUGCAAAAAGACCGAUCAAACGGAAAUAGAAGCUUUGAUUGGUUUACUAAUCCUGUCUGAGUUGUGUAAGUCUAGUCAUAGAAAGCUUCAAGAUUUGUGGGAUGAGUCUAGAUUAGGCAUUGCAAUUUUUUACAAAACUAUGAGCUACAACAGGUUUUCUUUCCUUCUAAAAUGUUUGUGCUUUGAUGAUGUAAACACUCGUGAGUCAAGAAAAGCUACAGACAGAUUUUCCCCAAUCAGAUUCAUUUUUACGCAAUUCAACAAUCAUUGUAUUGAAAAUUAUAGUCUCAACGAAAACUUCACGAUAGAUGAACAAUUACUGAAAUUUCGGGGGCGCUGUAUUUUUCGGCAAUAUAUACCAAGUAAGCCCGGGCGAUAUGGUUUGAAAAAUUUUGCAUUAUGCGAUGCAAAGACAUUUUACACUUAUCAAAGUGAGCCAUAUCUAGGUCAACAACCAAAUGGACCUUACAAAGUGAGCUACAAGCCAACCGAUAUAGUAAUGCGAUUAUGUACACCGAUUUUAGGUUCUGGAAGGAAUCUGACUUGUGAUAAUUGGUACACUAACCUCCCGUUAGCAGAAGAACUGUUGAAAAAUAAAAUAACGGUGGUAGGUACAUUGCGAAAAAAUAAAAAAGAGUUCCCCACAGCUUUUGUCAACCAACAAAAAGUUGGAACUUCUAUAUUCGGGUUUCACUACAAGUUGCCAUUGACUCUUGUAUCAUAUUGUCCUAAACAGAAAAAAAUGUAUUACUAA
Messenger RNA from Parnassius apollo (apollo), 1194 nucleotides. The record is from the annotation of a GenBank genome assembly. Lineage: Eukaryota; Metazoa; Arthropoda; Insecta; Lepidoptera; Papilionidae.